UUUUUUAUUUUAGUCUUCGUUAAGCGUAAUUAUUUUUAAAUUAAAAUAAUGCGACAUUAAAUUUGCUUGAAAUAAGGCUCAAAAAUGGCUAAGAAAAAUAUUGAAGAUGUAGACUUGUAUGCUAUUUUAGAUGUCCAGAUUUCUGCUACUGAAUCAGAGAUCAAAAAAGCAUAUCGUAAAAAAGCUUUACAAUGUCACCCGGACAAAAAUCCAGACGAUCCAAAAGCGGCGGAAACUUUCCAUGAAUUGUCUAGAGCUCUAGAGAUAUUGACAGACGCAGGUGCUAGAACUGCGUACGACAAAGUUCUAAAAGCUAAAGCUGCUGCUAAGCUACGUCAUAAACAAUUAGAUAGUAAGCGUCAGAAACUAAAGGAAGACCUUGAAAGAAGGGAACGUGAAGCCGCUUCGGGAAAAGAUUCAAAAUUGACAGAUGAGCAAAAACUUGCUGCAGAAAUUCAAAGGUUACAAAAAGAAGGCAGUCGUCUCCUCCAGGAAGAACAACAGAGAAUCAAGGAAGAAAUUAGAAGAAAUAAGUUCGGACUCAAUGAACCUUAUUGGGAUCCCAGCUUGAAUAGAAUAAAGAUAAAAUGGAAAGCAGAUAAAAACGAUCCAAAUAAUGGUGGUUAUGAUGAACCUUCCCUAAGAAGAUUUCUAAAAAAAUAUGGCAACAUUUCAGUCCUUAUUAUUUCUCCUAAGAAAAAGGGCAGUGCUUUAGUGGAAUUUACUACCAAAGAAGCUUCAGAAAUGGCGGUAGAACUAGAAAAAGGACUAGCAGAAAAUCCAUUAACUUUAAAAUGGCUAAAUGAAAGACCAGUUUUGACAACAAAAAGAGAGCAAGGGGCCCCUUCAUUGCUAACAGAAAGGGACUAUGAAUCCAUUGUUUUGACCAAAAUGCGACAGGCUGCAGAAAGACAAAGGCUAAUGGAGGAAAUGAUGAAAGAACAUCAAGGGUUAUGACAUCAAUAAAAUUUGU
Messenger RNA from Papilio machaon (common yellow swallowtail), 973 nucleotides. It is a transcript of the gene DnaJ-15, whose product is annotated as dnaJ homolog subfamily C member 17. The transcript has 3 exons. Gene Ontology annotation, cellular component: spliceosomal complex. Bases 85 to 957 code for a protein of 290 amino acids. Gene Ontology annotation, biological process: spliceosomal complex disassembly. Lineage: Eukaryota; Metazoa; Arthropoda; Insecta; Lepidoptera; Papilionidae. The record is from RefSeq and is a predicted model, not a curated record. Gene Ontology annotation, molecular function: RNA binding.